Molecule: messenger RNA, 741 nt
Organism: Tigriopus californicus
Lineage: Eukaryota; Metazoa; Arthropoda; Copepoda; Harpacticoida; Harpacticidae
Exons: 1
Coding region: 49-741 (230 amino acids)
Biological process (GO): G protein-coupled receptor signaling pathway
Cellular component (GO): membrane
Molecular function (GO): G protein-coupled receptor activity
Source: RefSeq, a predicted model, not a curated record
AGCUUCUUCAAUCUGCCCAGAUGGUUCGAAUUCGAGUACAAUUACGAGAUGAAAGAGGUCAACCUGACCAUGGUCAACGGAACAAUGGUUUUGAGCAACGUGUCCGAUAUUGUCGUGGGUACAACAGAGCUUCGUCGAAACGAGGCUUAUGUCCGGGAUUACACCCUGAUUGCCAAUACCGUGUGUGUUCUCCUUCUUCCCACACUGAUCAUGCUCAUAAGUACCUUCUUAAUUGUGCGGCAAAUGAUCUUGCCCAAAUCCUCCAUUUACACGUGUAAUCAGGAACGAGCUCGGAAGAAGAGGAACCGAAGCAUUACUCUCAUGCUCAUUGGGAUCAUUGUCUUGUUCUUCGUGUGCCAUAUCGGCGAGGUGAUCAUUUCUAUGUACGAGAUGAUCUUGUUCAUCGACAAUGGCGAGAAAGUCGAGUUCCCCCAACUCAUACGUAACCUCAUCGUUCUUAAUCAUCUCUUGAUAGUAAUGAACUCCUCACUAAACUUUGCCAUAUACUGCAAGGACCUGGUGUUUCGAGAGUGUUGCCAAGAAGUUUUAUGCAAGAUCUUCAGUGAGCCCAGUUGUAUUCCGAUCUCAGCGGGCACUCAUCGUACUCUUCAGACCAAUCAACAGAUGCAGCGUCCAUUAAGGAGGGUCCAAAUUAGCGAUGAUCAAGACCAGUGCGCUCCACCAAAUGCCUACGGUUGUGGUCCAAUCAGGCAAGACGUUAGUAACUCAAACUUGCGAUGA